UUGGUGGCUGGUGCAGUGGAGAUGCCAUUUCCAGUGUUGAACGAUAUGAUCCGCAGACCAAUGAAUGGAGAAUGGUGGCUUCAAUGAGCAAAAGGAGAUGCGGAGUUGGGGUCAGUGUUCUUGAUGAUCUGUUAUAUGCAGUAGGAGGCCAUGAUGGAUCCUCUUAUCUCAACAGUGUUGAAAGGUAUGACCCCAAAACAAACCAGUGGAGCAGUGAUGUGGCCCCUACAAGCACCUGCAGGACAAGUGUUGGUGUAGCAGUACUUGGAGGCUUUCUCUAUGCUGUGGGUGGCCAGGAUGGCGUGUCUUGCCUCAACAUUGUUGAGAG
Molecule: messenger RNA, 328 nt
Organism: Rhinopithecus roxellana (golden snub-nosed monkey)
Lineage: Eukaryota; Metazoa; Chordata; Mammalia; Primates; Cercopithecidae
Product: kelch-like protein 20
Exons: 2
Molecular function (GO): protein binding
Source: RefSeq, a predicted model, not a curated record